Messenger RNA from Pseudozyma flocculosa PF-1, 1275 nucleotides. RefSeq lists its product as uncharacterized. The record is from RefSeq and is a predicted model, not a curated record. Gene Ontology annotation, biological process: translation. Gene Ontology annotation, cellular component: ribosome; mitochondrial small ribosomal subunit. Lineage: Eukaryota; Fungi; Basidiomycota; Ustilaginomycetes; Ustilaginales; Ustilaginaceae. The coding region runs from base 1 to 1275 and encodes 424 amino acids. The transcript has a single exon. Gene Ontology annotation, molecular function: structural constituent of ribosome.
AUGGCUAGCCCCGUCGCCACCACCUCGCGCGCCGUGCUUGGCAGCGGGCUGCGGGCCAGCCGCCAGCGCUCGUCCGACGCCGGCCGCCUCUUCACCACCUCCACCCCCAACCGCAACGACUCGCUCUGGACCAUCACCCCGUCUUCCUCGUCCUCGUCCUCGUCGGCCGGCGCCGCAGCCGCCUCUUCUGCUGCCGCUGCGCCUCCACCGCCACCCGCAGUCGACCUCAAGGCUGCGUUUGCCGCCGCCCGUGCCGCGCCCGCAUCAGCCCAGGAUGGUGCUUCACCAGCAUCACCAGCACCCGCGCCCUCGCACAUCGAAGUAGACCCCAAGCUCGCCCAGGCAGAGAGGCGCCGCAUGUCGCGCACCAUGAUGGACCAGCUCGCCACGCUCGGCAGCACCCAGACGCGCGCCAGCUCCUUCCGCCCGCACAAGAUGCGCCUCAACCCCGUCACGGCCCAGGAGCUCACGCUCAACCACCUCGUCGCCUCGACCGCCCAGAUGGGUCACAGCCUCUCGUCGCUCAAGGCGGCCAACCAGCCCUUCAUCUACGGCACGCGGCACGACGUCGCCAUCUUUGACCUCGAGCGCGCCACCCUGCCCGCGCUCCGCCGCGCCGCCCACGUCGUCCGCGAGGUGGCCGAGCGCGACGGCGUCAUCCUCUUUGUCGGCACCCGCCCCGGCCAGCAGGCGAGCGUGCUGCAGGCGUGCAAGCGCCUCGGCUCCAACGGUUUCCACGUCACCGCCGAGCGGUGGAUGCCCGGCGUCAUCACCAACGCGCCCAAGCUCCUCGCGCCCGCCAUCCUUGCAUCCAUGGGCGACGCCGACGAGGCGACGGCCUCCAUCGGCUCCAACAAGCUCGCCACCCAGCACUACCAGCCAGACGUCCUCGUCAUCCUCAACCCCAUUGAGAACGCAUUCGCCAUCCGCGAGGCCACCCAGGCCAACAUUCCCACCAUCGCCAUCACCGACUCCGACGUCGACCCGCGCAGCGUCACCUACGCCAUCCCCGCCAACGACGACAGCCUGCGCACCGUCGAGCUCGUCGUCGGCGUGCUGAGCAAGGCCGGAGAGGAGGGCAUCCGCUCGAGGAAAAAGAAGCUCGACCAGGCCGAAAAGGUGGCACGGAGGAUGGCACGGAGGCUCAACAACGCCCGCGGACCCGCAGGAGAGGAGAGCACCAACUUUGACCCCAGGACCAGGAGGGCCUCGAUGGCCGAUGAGCUCAAGAGGUAUCGAAAGCAGCUCGACGACAACGAGGAGGCGGCAGCGUGA